Messenger RNA from Ustilago hordei, 2055 nucleotides. RefSeq lists its product as uncharacterized. Gene Ontology annotation, molecular function: methylenetetrahydrofolate reductase [NAD(P)H] activity; FAD binding. The coding region runs from base 1 to 2055 and encodes 684 amino acids. Gene Ontology annotation, biological process: tetrahydrofolate interconversion. The record is from RefSeq and is a predicted model, not a curated record. Lineage: Eukaryota; Fungi; Basidiomycota; Ustilaginomycetes; Ustilaginales; Ustilaginaceae. Gene Ontology annotation, cellular component: cytosol. The transcript has a single exon.
AUGGCUUUGUCCAAUCAGGCUGCCACGUCUGCUACGGCAACCCCCUCGGACCCGGCACACAUCACCACCAAGAUCCAAUCAGCUCUCUCCCGCGAUUCUCCCUUCUGGUCCUUCGAGUUCUUCCCUCCCAAAACCACCCAAGGUCUCGCCAACCUCUACAACCGUAUCGCGCGCAUGCGAGCCAACCUCGAUCCCAGCUGGAUCCACGUCACAUGGGGCGCAGGCGGUACAACAGGCGGCAAAUCCCUCGAACUCGCCGGUAGAAUACAAAAGGGCAAACUGCACCCUGACCUCCAACUUGUACAGACCGAAGCGGAACACUUGGACUCCGGCCCACAACAGCAGCAUCUUGACAAUGUCAAAGGUGGUCAGCCAUGCGAGCAAGGUGGCUUGGAUGCAUGCGAUGUUUGUCUGCACCUCACAUGUACGAAUGUCGAGAAGAGUUCGCUCGAUGAGACUUUAGCUGCAGCGAAGAGGUUAGGGAUUAAGAAUAUCUUGGCUCUUCGUGGAGAUCCACCCAGGGGAGACGAGUAUUGGGUAGCAGCCGAUGAACGCUUUCAACAUGCAACGGAUCUUGUGCGGUACAUUCGUGACAAUCAUGGUCACUUUUUCUGCAUCGGUGUUGCAGGCUACCCGGAAGGUCAUGCUGAUUAUGUGGAUCGCGAUGUAAAACGCGAUCUUGGCUAUCUCAAAGAAAAGCAAGAUGCAGGUGCGCAAUACAUUGUCACUCAGCUCUUCUACGACGUCGAUCGAUUCCUGGCUUGGUACAAGGAAUGUAGAGCGAUCGGUAUCACCAUCCCCAUCCUGCCUGGCAUUAUGCCCAUCCAAAAUCACCAGAGUUUCCGACGAAUGACCAACCUAUGCAAAGUGCAAAUCCCCCAACCCAUCCUUGACGCCCUCGAACAGAUCAAAAGCGAUGAUGCCGCGGUCAAAGAAUACGGUGUUUCGCUCAGCAUCCACACGAUUGGUCGAAUCUUUCUCGAAUCCGACAUCCGUGGCUUCCAUCUCUGCUCGCUCAAUCUCGAAAAGAGCAUUGAACGCAUCCUUGAUGGGCUAAGAUGGAAGACAGACCUCGGUGCACAAGCCGAAGCAGAAGCACCACUCACGGCUAUCCCAGCACACAUUCAUCUCGAAAAGACGCGAAACCAGAUGCUUUGCGAUGAAACAGGAGCCCAGACACCUAAAGACUUGAAAGUUACCACACAAGAAGCUCUCGCUCGAACCUUAGCACGUACAUCAGCAUCGUACCAAGUACCAGAAACAACAACGUGGGACGAGUUUCCGAAUGGAAGAUACGGUGAUUCCAGAUCACCUGCUUUCGGUGAAAUGGAUGGGUACGGUGUCAGUUUGAAGGUGCCACCACAGGAUGCGUUGCGGAUUUGGGGUCAUCCUCUGACGCUAGCGGAUAUUUCGAAAAUCUUUGCUUCGUAUCUGGAGGAAAGAAUCGCAUGCAUACCUUGGUGCGAUGCUCCACUGAUGAGCGAAACAUUGCAGAUUCGGCAUCAUUUGCUCUCGCUAAAUCGUCUCUCCGAACCCUCAACCACAGACGCAGCACAGAGUGGCAAAGGAUGGUGGUCAGUCGGAUCCCAACCUGCUGUCGACGGCGCUCCUUCAACAGACCCCACCGUGGGAUUUGGACCACCUGGAGGGUUUAUCUUCCAGAAAGCUUUCGUUGAGCUGUUCAUGUCGGCUGCGGACAAAGAUCGUCUUAUUUCCCGCAUAGACUCGCUCGGACCGGAUGCGCAGAUCAGCUACUUUUCCGGGAACGCAAAAGGCGACUUUGCGUCGAAUUUGGGCGAUGGAGAGGCGAAUACAGUCACAUGGGCCGUCUUUCCAGGCAAGGAAAUCGUUCAAUCUACCAUCAUCGAAAGGGAAAGCUUUGAGGCGUGGAGAGAUGAAGCGUUUGAAAUUUGGAGCGAAUGGUCGUUGCUGUUUCCAAAAGCAAGUGCAAGUUGCAAGUUGAUAGAGGCAGUCAAGGAGGCGAGGUGGUUGGUGACGGUGGUUCAUCAUGAUUAUAAGGAUAUAGAGGCCUUGUGGCAUUUUUUGGCCGAGUAG